AUGGACUCAGAACAAGUAGAGGUGGCCGCCCUGAAUCGCCCUUUUGCCUUGGGGUUGCUGUAUGAUGCAAAGAAAGAUAAACUGUACACAGAUUUCACACUGUGGGACACGGAAACGAUUAAAAAGUACAGCGCUAGGCAGAAUCAGACCAGUAGCAACUAUGAAAUUACUGCAACAGACUCAAUUGAGUCCAAGUCUGCUCUGCUGGAUGUCAGCGCUUCUGUCAAAGCCAGUUUCCUGGGGGGACUGAUUGAGGUUGGAGGAUCUGCCAGGUAUCUGAAUGACAACAAGAAAUCCAAGAACCAGAGCAGAGUGACGCUUCAGUUCAGUGCUACGACUGCAUAUGAACGACUGACAAUGACCCAUCUUGAAGCAAAGACCACACAAAUACAAGAUGUCAUUAAGAAGAGCCAUGCAACACACGUAGUCACAGGCAUCCUUUAUGGAGCAAAUGCUUUCUUUGUGUUUGACAGCGAGAAACUGGAGAGCAGGAGUGUUAAGAACAUCGAGACCAGCAUGCAGGCUGCGAUUAAGAAGAUUCCAACGUUUAACUUUGAGGCAAAAGUUGACAUCAAGCUGAGUGAUGAAGAAAAAGCUGCAACUAAAAAAUUCUCCUGCAAAUUCUACGGAGACUUCAUUCUUGACAGCAACCCUUCGACAUUUGAAGAUGCAGUGAAGACAUACUCACAGCUUCCAAAGCUCCUUGGUGGCAAUGGAGAGAAGACAGUUCCUGUCAAAGUGUGGCUGACAGCGCUGAAGAAACUGGACCCAACAGCUGAAGAGAUGAAGAGUGAGAUUAGUGUUGGGUUGCUGAGGAAAGCUGUGAAUGCUCUAGAAAACAUCAAAGAAAUGGAAAUGAGAUCCCUGAUCACAUCAGAGUUCAGCCUCACAGAGCUGUCAGCAUUACUGUAG
This is a messenger RNA of Maylandia zebra (zebra mbuna), 912 nucleotides long. The record is from RefSeq and is a predicted model, not a curated record. Lineage: Eukaryota; Metazoa; Chordata; Actinopteri; Cichliformes; Cichlidae.